AUGGUUUAUGAUGAUUUUAAUGAAUUUAUUAUUUCUGAAGGAGAAGAAGAAGCAUUUAAUUGGUUUGAAGAAUAAAAGCAAAAAAUACACUAAAAAUUAAUCUAAAAUGUCCGUUAAGUUUUAAUAUAGGAAGAUUAAAGUGUUAUUUCUUUUAUGUAUGACUUAAUAAAAUUAAUCAUAAAUACAUUAUAGUUUACUUUUUCUCCUAAUAUGACUAAUUAUAGUCUUUUUAAAUACAGUAUGAAAUCCAUUUUGCGUUUAUAUAAAUUCUUACAUGAAGAAGACUACAACCAAAAACUUAAUAUACCCGAAACUGAAAAUAAUGAAGAAGAAAAUUAUCAAAAUAAUCAAUUAAAAACUUAGUUUUCACACGAAUAAAUAGAAUUGGAAAAUAAUAAUAUUACAGUUCAUAAAUUAACUUAUAAUUUAUUAAAUAUAAAAGGAUAAAAACUAAAAAUUGAAUUAAAUACUAUUUUUGAUAUUCUUAUUUAAAAUACUAGAAGUCUUAUUUAAAUUUUCUUAGAUUAAAAUGAAUCUAAUUCUAAAAAAAGCUGGUUGGAUUUAUUAAAUAUUCUAUAAUUAAAUAUUAAUUAAUCGUAUUAAGUAUAUGCUUAAAAUAAAUUUAAUUAAAUAAUGUAAAAAACAAACAAAAAAUAAAAUUAAUUUUAAAUUUGA
Molecule: messenger RNA, 675 nt
Organism: Ichthyophthirius multifiliis
Lineage: Eukaryota; Ciliophora; Oligohymenophorea; Hymenostomatida
Product: ubiquitin- hect domain protein, putative
Exons: 3
Source: RefSeq, a predicted model, not a curated record